AUGUACUCUACUCAGGUAGCGCAACCUAAUCAUGGAAUUAUGUUCCAUUUGUACAGGGAAGGGAGAAUUAGUGUACACACCAGACAAGUCCUGAUGACAGAGGCAAGCUCCUUGUCUAUUCUCACCACCGAUGUAGCAAAGAUGAAUGAGACACAAGUACAGAACAGGACUGCCAGAGAUGGUAACGACGCUGUGGUCUUGGCCUGCGCUAUUAUGCCUGUCGCCAUUUUGGGACUAGUUGGCAAUGGAAUCGUUUUCUGGUUUCUCUGCUGUCGAAUCAAAAGGACUAAAUAUACUGUAUAUGUACUGAAUCUGGCUGUUGCUGAUUUCACUGUGCUCUUCUGUUACUUCUUAAGCUUUAUUUUCAGCUUCGUGAUAUGGAAAAUGUUGGCUUUCGAUUUGUAUCUGUUUUUUGUGAUAGACAUCUUGACUCUUUUUAGCUACAACAGCAGUUUUUUCCUGUUGACAGCCAUUAGUGUUGAGAGACAUCUAGGUGCCUUUUACCCAUUCUGGUACCAUUUUAAUCGGCCAAAACAUCUCUCAGCCAUCUUAUGUGCUUUCCUGUGGGUUCUCUCUUUUGCAGUAACUGGGGUGGAAUAUUCUACUUGUUGGGCAUUCCUUUUCGUGUUUUCAAGUGAAAGCCAAGGCAACUAUCCUGCUGAAAAGAUAUUCCUCACCACCAUUUUCCUGAUUUUCAUUCCAGUCAUGAUCCUCUGCAGUUCGAGUUUGCUUGUGAAGAUAUGCAGAAAUUCACAGCCAAAGUCUCCACCGCGCCUUUAUGUCACCAUUAUUAUCACUGUUGUUCUGUUCCUCAUCUUUGCCUUGCCAUUUAGGUUGCUCUCUCUAAUAAGAUACUGGCAUCCAUCAGAGCAAAUAAGCUGGAUUGCCCUGUUUUAUUCUACCUUUCUUAACUUCAUCAACAGCAGCGUAAAUCCUUUUGUUUAUUUUCUUGUUGGAAGGAAGAAACAGCAAACAUCUAAGGAAGCACUCCAUUUGGUGAUUUAUAGAUCCUGCAGAGAUGAGGACGAUGUGGAGGCCUGGGAACACAUGAGAACAAGGAUGUCUGAAACCUUGUCUCAGUAA
Varanus komodoensis (Komodo dragon) is the source of this 1083-nucleotide messenger RNA. RefSeq names its product proto-oncogene Mas-like. The coding region runs from base 1 to 1083 and encodes 360 amino acids. Gene Ontology annotation, biological process: G protein-coupled receptor signaling pathway. The record is from RefSeq and is a predicted model, not a curated record. Gene Ontology annotation, molecular function: G protein-coupled receptor activity. Lineage: Eukaryota; Metazoa; Chordata; Lepidosauria; Squamata; Varanidae. Gene Ontology annotation, cellular component: membrane. The transcript has a single exon.